AUGUGUGUCCGUAGCAGCAACAAUUGGCAUUGCAGUCGGAUCUGUAGCGCUUAUCAUUCUAGUCGAAGCUCUAAUUUAUGCCAUUUUAUACUUCAGAAGCAAAUGGGCAACAUUACAUCCUACGAUCCAUUUGCCGAAAAAUUACUCAAACAUUUUCGUCAAAAUCCCUAUUAUCCAUUUAUUCAUGUUCAAUCGUACACAUAUGAAUAUUGUUAUCGUCGUUGGUCAACUGCAUAUUUAAUUUGUAUUUUACAAACUGUUUUAUUCUCAUUAGCAAUCUAUUCAUAUUAUAAAUAUUUAGAAUUCUAUGAAGGACAGAAAGAAGACAUAGAAUAUUGGCUCUAUGGUUCUGAAUUGAUAUUAUUAUUUACAUUUUCUAUUUUAACAAUAUUUUUGUGUGUUAAUUUAGUUGAAUGUUUAAAACAAAUUCGAAUUGUUAUUAGUGCACUGGAUUUGUAUGUUUAUUAUUAUGUUGGCGGUACACUCUAUCGACAACAUUCACUAAAUAAAGUAUAUAUUUGUUUGAGAGAAGUGAAAACAUACGAUCAAAUAUUGUAUCAUCUCGUAUUUAUCAUCGAAGAUGUUGAUCUCAUUGAAAUUACCGACUAUUUUCAAUUUAAUAUUGAAUUGAGACAAUUGGGUAUAAGACUAGCAAAACAAUUAUAUAUCGGAUAUUUAGAAUCAAGUGAUUGGAUUGGAACAUUUCCAAAAUAUAAUAAAUUAAAAGCUUACAUUAGAAAAUUGAAACUUCAACAUCGAACAACGGAUAAUAUUCGAGAAAGUUUUGAUAAAAAUGAACGAUCCUUAAACUCAACAUCGUUCACGCGAACAGAUGAUGUUAUUAUUAAUCAAAAUACAAACAGGAAUAAUAAGAUUAAAAUAGAAUUAGUUUAUACAUAA
This is a messenger RNA of Didymodactylos carnosus, 900 nucleotides long. Lineage: Eukaryota; Metazoa; Rotifera; Eurotatoria; Philodinida; Philodinidae. The record is from the annotation of a GenBank genome assembly.